Messenger RNA from Photinus pyralis (common eastern firefly), 2029 nucleotides. Its product is annotated as clavesin-2-like. Gene Ontology annotation, cellular component: membrane. The transcript is spliced from 6 exons. Gene Ontology annotation, molecular function: phosphatidylinositol bisphosphate binding. Bases 1149 to 2012 code for a protein of 287 amino acids. NCBI's taxonomy places the organism in Eukaryota, Metazoa, Arthropoda, Insecta, Coleoptera, Lampyridae. The record is from RefSeq and is a predicted model, not a curated record.
CGCGCACUGCAAAGCGUAUGUUUUUUUUCUUCGCAUCGCGUGGUUUGGUCAUAGCCGGGAAUUGAUAUCGUGCGAUGGCGACGUCUUGAGCCAAAAGAAUCGGUCUAUCAGGCUCGCAGCAAGUUCAAAAGCUGCAAAAUGGAAAAACAUCUUCUGAUUUUUGCUUGAAAAAUUGUUUUAUUGAGACAGCAUUAACUUUAUAAGAACCCUCUGCCUAUUAUGUUAACGUGAUGCAAAUUUCUUCUCCAAAAAUUGCUCUAUCAGGCUCACAGGAGGUCGAGAAAAUACGUAUGGUUUUGAUGUGUAAUGAUGAUGCCAAAAAGUUCACGAAAAAGCAUUGUAUCAGGAGCGUAGACCAAGUUACGUUCUUCUAGUACACAAACUUAAAAAAGAGCGAUUCUUGGGUUCCCGAUCCAGAUCUUUCCUAAAGGUUAUGCAUCAGGAGCAUAAAAAACUGCAUUUUGAUGAUGAAGAGGUGCACGAAAUUAAGGAGAGAACAAGAUGAUACCUGAUUACAGAACCUCCUCUUUAUACGCUCCUGAUACAAAAGUUCUCUCGAAAGAUUGUGUAGGAGAACGUAAAAUACAACGCGUUAUAAGGACGCUAAAGUUAAGUUUCAGGGUUGUGGAAGUGUAAAAAGUCACAAUUUGAUUAAAAAGGUCUGAUUCGUAGAUUAGCCGUAUCAGGCGUGUAGGAGAAGAUGUAAAUGUAACCCCGGGAAAAUAACCGUAUCAGUCGCUAGCAAGCAGUAUUAGGAGCGCAGUAACGUCUUGAUAACCAUUUCCUCCAGGUUGUAAAAAGCUGUAAAUUAUUGCCACGCUUUUUCCCUAUACCAAACUUACACGGGUAAUCAAGCAAAUAAACUACCUGUAUUAGGAGAACAGAUGCUGAAGAGUUAUUUCCAAAGGAUAAAAGUGUAUAAGUGAGAGGAGUAUCAGGAUCACAGGUUCUAAUGGUGCAUUCUUCAUAGUAACAGCAGUUUUUUGGUUCGAUUAUUGAAUUUAUGGCCAAAGAUGCAGGUUAACUUAUCCAAGUUUAGCAUUUAUCGAAAUAACGAGCGACUAUCAGUAGCAUUUCCGUUCCGGUUCAGAUAACAUGAAAUUCCAUUUUAAAAACACCUUAAUUAUCCGCAUUCCCCAGAGUGAAGAAUGCGCCGUAGCGAGGCCGUCGUCGUCCCGUUCGGAUUCUCGUACCGCCAGUAUGUCGAAAAUGGCAUGGUGCGAGAAGAAGACGUGGCCGACAUUCGCAGCUGGUGCGAUGAGUUCUCGCUUCCGGUGCUGUCGGAGGAGCAGGCAGUUUUGUUCCUCUUCUCUUGUGAUAAUGAUACGGAAUUCACGAAACGUACAAUAGAAACCGCGUUCGAGAUCAAGAACAGCUCGCCUCUCAUCUUCGACAACAGGAGGAUGAGCGGCGAAGACAUCCAGGGGGUUCUAAGUAUCUGCAACGUUUGCAUGGUGCCCCAGAAAACCAGCGACGGCUCCACCAUUUUGAUUUUGCAGGCGAAACUUAAAGAGGGCGACGAGGUUAAGUGGCACAUACGCGGACUGCUCAAGCUCACAUGCAUGCUCCUGGAGGCAGCCAUGUUCGCGAAUCCCAAGUGCGAGUUCAUCAUCGUCUUCGACGUACAGCACGUCACCAUGAAGCACAUCACUCGGAUCAAGCCGAAGGUGAUGAAGAUCUUCAUCCAAUACCUACAGGAGGGCUUGUCCGGUAAACUUAAAGCAAUACACAUCGUCAACAUGAUGUCCAUCCUGAACAAGCUGCUGAAGGUGCUCAAGCCGUUUAUAAAGAAGGAGGUCUGGAACAUGACGCACUUCCACUCGAGAGGCAAGAAUUUGAGUUCGUUCUACAAGUACGUGCCGACGGAGUACCUUCCCGAAGAUUUCGGCGGCUGCCAUCCACCUCUGAGUGUGCUUAAUGACGUCACGGUGCACACGCUCACCUCUAUGGAAGGGUAUUUCGAAAGUGAAGAGAUUUUUAGGCACAGCAUGGAUGACAGAGAGGAGCAAUAAAUUUGGUUUUUGUUUCA